This is a messenger RNA of Girardinichthys multiradiatus, 1138 nucleotides long. It is a transcript of the gene edf1, whose product is annotated as endothelial differentiation-related factor 1. Gene Ontology annotation, cellular component: nucleus. The transcript is spliced from 5 exons. Gene Ontology annotation, molecular function: DNA binding. Lineage: Eukaryota; Metazoa; Chordata; Actinopteri; Cyprinodontiformes; Goodeidae. The record is from RefSeq and is a predicted model, not a curated record. Bases 166 to 612 code for a protein of 148 amino acids.
UCGGUUAUAAAUAAAGGUUUGGCAAAACGUGGGUGAUUUUUCUAGAAGGAGCUGACGUGUUGAGGUACCAUUAACAGUAUAUUAUUUAACAUUUUCACUUCCACGCAGACUGAGUGUAUUUAAACUUUUGGUAUCGAUUGACAAACCGAGUGAGUCCCUGAAAACAUGGCCGAAAGCGACUGGGAUACGGUGACUGUGUUGAGGAAGAAGGGCCCCACUGCUGCCCAGGCCAAGUCUAAGCAGGCAAUCACUGCUGCUCAGAGACGUGGGGAGGAUGUUGAGACUAGCAAGAAAUGGUCUGCUGGGCAGAAUAAACAGCACCUUGUGACCAAAAAUACAGCCAAACUGGACAGAGAGACAGAGGAGCUACACCACGAUAGGGUUCCUCUGGAGGUGGGCAAGGUCAUCCAGCAAGGCAGACAGGAGAAGGGAAUGACCCAGAAAGACCUCGCCACAAAAAUUAACGAGAAGCCACAAGUGAUUGCUGAUUAUGAAACUGGGAAGGCAAUACCCAACAACCAGGUCUUGGGAAAAAUUGAGAGAGUCAUUGGCCAAAAGCUGCGUGGGAAAGAUAUUGGCCAACCGCUGGAGGCAAAACACAAGACGAAAUGAACACAAAGCCUCGAAAUCAGCCCUCCCCAUCCCCAUACAUCACCUCUAACUUAAACCUGAGCCCUUUCCUCAAGCCUUAUCCCUGGAACCCCAAGCCCAAAUAUCCCAGUUCUCUUCUCCAAUCCCCCCCCUUUACCCUGGGCUGAUCUCACCUGUGUCCUUCCCGAGGACCUGGUUAUCAACUGUACCACAGGCUGCGUACGAACGGGUCAUCUGCAACACUCGAUGUAAACAAACAUGAUUGAAUGCAUUUUUUUCAGCAUCACAGAUUUAAAGAUCAGUGAAUUUCUUUCCACCUUUUAGGCGAUAGCAUGAUGGUGGUAAGUCAUUUAGAAGGUGACUUUCCUCUUCAUGAUCAAACGUGUCUGACUAACUUUCAAAUCUGAGCAUGUUGUUGAACCACAAGUGCUUGAUUGCAUCUUUUUUUCACGCUUUUAAGACAACUUGGUGGAUGUUAAUAUCGUGUUUUGAAAUGUUUUAAUGCUGUACAUUGUUUUGGUUUAAAAAAAUAAAGUUUGGCAGUUGA